AUGGUGAAGAAACGUCGUGCAUCAGGAUCGGCAUCCUCCACAUCGACCCCAGGACCAGGGUUCCCCUCUGAAGAGCCCUCGGCCCGCGCUUCGCCCGACGACAGCGCUCCCCGCCGCAGCGAGCUCGACCACGACGCGCGCGACGACGGCGGCGGCGAGCGAGGACGGGCCGGCGCCAGUGCCAGUGCCGGCACGACACCUGCGCCAAGAGGCGAAGAGCGCACUGUUGCGAAGCCGGGCACUGUCGUCGUUGGCUCGGGCGACGGGACAAACUGGGGCGACGAGUGUUUCCUCUACACCGACCUGCCGAUGAACAGGCAAGGCUAUCGGUAUGUGCCUUGCGCACCAUCACCAAACGUCUCUCCCAACCCCCAGCUCCCCUUUCACCGCACCUUGCCUGGCCCACCACCUGCCGCGCCAGUGGCCCUCUCCUUUCUCGACCGCUCGGCCUUUCUCCGCGUUGCGCAGGACGGGCGGACAUGUACGACCGACCGCGGAUAUCGCUCUGGACGCGGCAGCGUCGCCGUUCGCGAGGGAACAUGGUACUACGAGGCCACAAUUGUGCGCAGCGACGGAGCGUCCGGCGGUGGCCGCGGCAGCGCAGGUGACGCUGGCAACCCACACGUCCGCAUCGGCUGGGGCCGCCGCGAGGCAGGGCUGGACGCGCCCGUUGGCGCCGACGCGUACGGCUACGCGAUCCGCGACGUGGGUGGUGAAAAGGUCCACAUCUCGCGGGCGAAGAGCUACGGCCGGACGUUUGCCACUGGCGACGUUGUUGGAUGCCUCAUCUCCCUCCCGCCGCGCACCGAGCCUGUCGACGAAGAAGACGUCGCCUAUGUCCGCCGCUGGCGGAUCCCCCUCCGAUACCGCGGCCAGCUGUACUUCGAGAUGGACGAGUACCCAGUCACCAAGGAGAUGGAAGCGCUCGUCAACCGUGAAGGCAAGCCGCCACCCGCGCCAGCUGCCGUGGAAGACAUCAAGCCGAGCGAGCCCAAGAAGAAGAUGAAGAAGGGAGCAGGCAGCAGCGCAGCCGAGCCACCAACCCGACCCGUCGCGCGCACACUGCACAAGCUGCCUGGUUCCUACGUCUCGUUCUUCCUCAACGGCGAGCCGCUCGGAACCGCGUUCGAGGACCUGUACGACUUUCUCCCGCUCCCACCCUUGCCCGGCCAGCGGAAAAAGUACACACACGCGUACGAGCGCGAGCGCGAGGCGUACCAGUACCACGACGACGGCACGCUCGGCUACUUCCCCAUGGUCAGCUGCUUUGGCCGUGGCAAGGUACACCUCAACUUUGGCCCGGACUUUGCGUCGCCGCUGCCAGAGGGCGCCCGGCCCAUGUGUGAACGGUGGGACACGUUCCGCGCCGAAGAGCUGGUGUACGACGAGCGCGACGAGGCGGCCAGCGCCGAGAAGAUGCGCCGCGACAUGGCUUCCGCCGCAGCACCGCCGCCAUCGGCCACAGGCGUAGGCGCUGGCGCUGCUCCGGGAUCCGGUGCGGGGACAGCGACGCCCGGCGCCACGGGCACCCCGCCAACGUCCAAGCGGCCCAGCAAGAAGAAGAAGAAGGCCACGCCAGCACCGGGAGACGCUACGCCGCGCGAGCGCGACGCGACGGGCACGCCGGCCGCUGAACACGAGUACGAGCAUGAGAAUGGACCUGGUGGCUCGUCGCCCUUCCGCGCACGCUCGACGCCGUUUGAGGGCUACGAGACUGCGUCGGCGUACGAUGCCGGUGCGACUCCCGCGGCGUCGUCGCCUCCCGCGGGCAUGGACGUGGACGACGUCGUCGACGUCAAGCAGGAAGUCAACGAGGACACUGGGGCCGAGGGAGCUGCCGCCGCUGCCGCCAAGGCCGAGGACGAGAACGAGGGUGUGAGGUGGUGA
This is a messenger RNA of Apiotrichum porosum, 1887 nucleotides long. RefSeq lists its product as uncharacterized. The record is from RefSeq and is a predicted model, not a curated record. Bases 1 to 1887 code for a protein of 628 amino acids. Lineage: Eukaryota; Fungi; Basidiomycota; Tremellomycetes; Trichosporonales; Trichosporonaceae. Gene Ontology annotation, molecular function: transcription cis-regulatory region binding; protein binding. The transcript has 2 exons. Gene Ontology annotation, cellular component: Set1C/COMPASS complex.